Messenger RNA from Cyclospora cayetanensis, 1872 nucleotides. RefSeq lists its product as uncharacterized. NCBI's taxonomy places the organism in Eukaryota, Apicomplexa, Conoidasida, Eucoccidiorida, Eimeriidae. The transcript has 5 exons. Bases 1 to 1872 code for a protein of 623 amino acids. The record is from RefSeq and is a predicted model, not a curated record.
AUGGGCAAGGAGAGCACUGAUGAGGGAAGUGUCAAUGCAACUUUAUGGACUCAAAUCGACAACUUAGCAGCAACAGCAGCAAGGGUGCCCUUACCUGCGGUGCCCUCAGGCACCCCAUGCAGCAGCACGCUGGGGGCGACUACCCCCGAGAAACAGAGGGCAGACACCGUGUUGCUCCUCACCAGACCCUGCAGCCAUCCUCUCCCCGAGGCAGUUCUAGACCAAGCCUGCUCUGCUUCCCUUGAUUAUCGCUUGAGCUCGACGCAGAAAAACACACGCCAGCAAAGUGUACAAGCGCUCGACUUGACGUGUACAGGGGAGUUGUUUCCUGUGUCGGACGAGGGCACUCCUCUUUACCCCACUACAGCUAAUUCGUUCGUUAGCUCCUUGCACUCAGAUGCUUCUUCCGUCUGCGAGUCUGCGUCACAAGCGAGCGCCGCCGUAACUAAGGCCCAUUCCCAGGUGUCCGUGCACCUCACACGUGCUGGGGCUGAUGAGGCUGCAGCUGCAGUCGCAGAGGGGAGCGUAGACGAGUCUGAAGAUAAAGUAACGCGACCCGAUGCAUCCAGUUCCGACAUCCUCGAGUACAUGAAUGAGCGAGACCUCGCGCUGUACUUGGAGCAGCACAAUCUAACAGCUGAGCCUUAUGCUGAAGGCGUUGCAUUUUGCAUUGGAGAGGGAGGGCGAGAGCUUCUGCGCGCCGCACUCCUGCAUCAUACUGAUGGACGCGCAUUGCAAGGGGCCAGUGUGCCGCAGCUCUUGAAGCUUGCACAUGCUGCAGAGCUGUGGCCUCUAGUUCAGCGCAUCAGAGCUGAACGACUCGCAGGGAAACUGACGGGCUUGCAUCUUGCUUUCUGUAAUUUUAAGGCGGCCCAAAGCCGCAGACGGAGGCGCACUUGCACUGUCUCUAUGCACGCUAUCAGGAACGGGGAGGGCAAGAUCCUGAAUAUCAUCUAUGACCCACAUAAAACUUUGCACAUAGGGUUGGAGGGACGAUCAAGACUGAAACUUCUUAUUACGAAGCGCAUGGACUCAAAUCCUGAGACGGCAAUGGCUUUGCUGGUCGAGCACGGCCUACAGAACAUCUGCCUGCGUUUUGCGACAGUGGCGGAGCUGUUGGCGAUUGCAUGGGUUUUGGGUUUGUGGCAGUUUGUCGUCGAGAUAAAACAGGAUAACGAAGACCGCAAACGCAGCCUGACGUCACAGAAAACUAUGAGACAUCGAGGCACGCGUCGCACCGGGGAGCGCCUGGAUGCCUCACAAGGUCACCCAGGGAAGAAGGGACGCACUCAGGAAUAUCUGGAAAGCCCUGAAACAGCGGCGGAUGCUCAACUAAACGGUAUUUUCAGGUGUGAUGUCAGCGCUGUGCGCUGUGAUCCACAUGCUGGAAAAGUUCGGGAGGCGGCUAGUUUGCAAGCGUUGGCUCCCGUCAAUGGUUGCAAAGGAAGUAGUUUUAAGGAAACGAAUGACAGACCUAAAGAUAUAGACGAUGUCGGAACGGUGGCAAGCGUAACCGACAACCAGGGACCUGCUGAUGGAGUAGCGGAGCCAGUGAGUGUACUGCCCGCAUGUGAAGCCCCGCAGGAGGCACCUGCGAAGCCCACUACCCAAAAAGACUUGUCAGGAACUGCUUGUUCUUCAUCUGGGCCCUUGCACCGGAUCGGCCAGCUCGUGUCCCUUGCAAAUCCAGCUGCUCCAAACGCAAAGGCGGUUGCAGCGGAAAUUGUGCAGGAACUGCUUUCACUUGUCCAAAGGGGCCUAUUGCCGAAUCCACCGAAAGCUGUUCUUCAGCAGCUUCAAGUAGCAGCUUCUCGACUUGGGAUUUGCUCUACGCCGCCUUUUUCCCCUCAGGUAGCUAGCUAUGAGAGAUGA